Messenger RNA from Aspergillus calidoustus, 1053 nucleotides. The record is from the annotation of a GenBank genome assembly. Lineage: Eukaryota; Fungi; Ascomycota; Eurotiomycetes; Eurotiales; Aspergillaceae.
AUGGGCAAAGUCGCUGAGCUGAUAAAGGCAGAUCUCAGCACCCCGGAGAGUAUAUCCAAAGGAGGGCCACAACCAUUACAAGAUAUAUUUAAAGAUGACAAGCUUGCCAAACAAGUACUAAACGCUUCGAAGAGGGCAUCCAAAAAGCGCGCAGCCCCUGCAGAAGCCACUACCCCCGCCUCCCACAAGAGAUCGAAAGCCUCGGCUCCAGUGGAUACUGCCACCCCUUUCGCAAUUGAACGCGCACUGGCUCUCCCGGUGUCAAAUGCGACAGAAGAAGAGCUUUCCACUAUUGUUCUUUCCACAAACAGAGCACCACUAGUACUUGCCUUUGCUGUUUGUGUUUUGAGGUACACAAUGCCUGAGCAGCCGAUUUCUAGCAGACUGAGUCUCGCCCAGGCUGUCGUCAGCGCCAAUAGCCGCUCAAAGGCUUUCAGUUUGGGUCUCGAAAUUGAGCAAGCCCUUGAGGAGGAAGCCUGGGGAGAAGGGCAGCCUACUGUCUCGGUUUUGGGGCGCACUAUAAAGGUGCUAAAGAGGUGGGACUACAACCCUCGUGAGGGUCAGUCCGCACAAGACUUUCUCCCUGAAGAGGCCACAAUCGAUGGAAUACUAGGGGGGCUUCCUCCAGAUCACUCAGAACCUGCGCCACCGAUUUGGGGGAUUGAUGUCCAAGCAACCAAGCGCGUACAUGGUUCACAGACCAAAGAGAGGCAAGAAACAUCAUUGCCAAUACAUAUGCCAGAAUCUGCACGCUCCUAUCUAGUCAAAUCCUUCAUAAACGCCUCCAGCGAAACCACGAAGCAAUCAAAGCGAUCGAAGAAAAGAGAUCACAUUGAGAUUGAAGCAGAAAAGGAAGCAUGCGUCGGUCAUCUUCUGCGCGCCAUUGAUUUGGUGUGCCGGUCAUGGGCUUCCAUCUUGAGCAAAGACGAUUUAGACCGACGCGCAUGGGCUUGGUAUGUACACGUUAGGCCUUCCAUCAAAAAUGGAGUUGAAGGUUGGGGAGAGAAAGGAGCUGUGAAGCUAGCACAGAUUCUAGCCCUCAAGAGGCAAUAA